This is a messenger RNA of Phragmites australis (common reed), 1008 nucleotides long. Its product is annotated as peptide methionine sulfoxide reductase B5-like. The transcript has 4 exons. The record is from RefSeq and is a predicted model, not a curated record. Gene Ontology annotation, molecular function: peptide-methionine (R)-S-oxide reductase activity. Lineage: Eukaryota; Viridiplantae; Streptophyta; Magnoliopsida; Poales; Poaceae. Gene Ontology annotation, biological process: protein repair; response to oxidative stress. Bases 16 to 771 code for a protein of 251 amino acids.
UUGGAUACCCAGGUAAUGACUACAACAAGUUGGGUCCAAAACCAACAGCAUUCUCGAUGGCUCAAUUGUUGUCUUCAGAAUAUAUAUCCAGAGCCUUAUCGACACCAGGUAACGAAAGCGAACACGUCACGCUCGUGCCGCGCGCUGCCGAGAGACAUGGGCGUGCAGCGUCUGCUGAAGCUGAGGAUGGCGUCCCACUCCCGCCCCGCCGUGGCUCCCUCCGCGCGCCCGCUCUCAUCCCUCCUCCUCGUCCCCGCGCGGCCUCGGCCAGGCCCGCUCUCGUGCGCGGCGCGGCCGUGCCGGGACCACGCCGCGUCCGCUCGCCCGCGCGGCGUGGCGGCGAUGUCGUCGCCGACGACGCCGCCGGGGCCGGGGCCCGUGCAGAAGUCGGAGGAUGAGUGGGAGGCCAUCCUCACGCCGGAGCAGUUCCGCAUCCUCCGCCUCAAGGGCACCGAGUACCCUGGAACGGGUGAAUAUGACAAGUUCUUUGGCGAGGGCAUUUAUGAAUGUGUUGGGUGUGGAACUCCCUUGUACAAAUCAUCUACAAAGUUCAACUCAGGGUGUGGCUGGCCAGCAUUCUAUGAGGGAUUUCCUGGGGCCAUAAGACGGACGCCGGACCCUGAUGGGAGGCGGAUAGAGAUCACGUGUGCUACCUGUGGAGGACAUCUUGGGCAUGUAUUCAAAGGGGAGGGGUUUAACACGCCGACAGACGAGCGACAUUGUGUUAACAGCAUUUCGCUCAAAUUCAUUCCAGCCUCUGAGGAAGCCUGACGGUAGAUGAACACCAAGAUGAAACCCCACAACAAAAUAAGCUUGGCCUCUGUUGGCUGCUCUUGCGACGGAUAGUGACUAGUGAGAUCGAAGCUAGUAUUCUUCUGGUAAUAAUUUCUUAACAUAUCUGUAAUGUUUUGUCAAUAAUCUUCAAUCCCAAGUGGUGAUCUUGUCGAUGAGUCAAUAAACUUCUACAGUGAAUGAUUACAUGUGCAAUUCCAGCCCUACCGUUUUACC